AUGGCUGGUGAUGAAACCCCGAAGAACCAAAAUUUAAUGUUCGACAGAAGCAACAGCAUAAAUCACCUCACCGGAAAUGAAUUCUAUUUCUACUCUAAUGAUGAUGCGGAGGUGUAUAAGAAAAAGACGCUCAGUGAAUUCCAGAUGGGGGAAGGAAACAUCAAUGAGCGUCGCGAGUUGCCCCCCGUAACCACGAAUGAUAGAAAAAUCAUCGGGGACGAAGUGAAAAACCUAAAGAAAAACGAGAAAGAAGCAGAGAAAAACAAAGCACACAGAGAGAUAAGAAGAAAACAGGGAGACAAAAAAGACUACUUCUACACUGACAAGAUAGACAUGCAGCACACGUAUGAGGAAAGAGAAAAAUUUGUCUUUGAACAGGAAAUUGACAAAGUACAUGAUGUGUACAAUGGGGAAGAAAUAAUGAAAAUUAUAAACAAAUUAAAUUCUAUAAGGAAAGAAAUCGAAACGGUCAUAUACAAAAAGUUAGAAACAAAAUACAUAGAGUUCCUCACAAUGUCCAAUAAGAUUAAAGACAUUGAAGUCUUCAUAUCAAAUAUUAAAAACUUAGUAGCAGAAAAUACGAGCGAGUUGAAAUUUCUGCAGGACAAGAAAUAUAAGGAAAGUCUAAACAUAGUUAAUCUUGUGACGAGAAGGGAAAAAUUCCAGAAAAUAAACUUAACAAUUUUAACCAUAUAUAUCAUCCACAUAUAUGAUAAAUUAAUUUUUAAAAAUAUUUUAAGAAAAGAUUAUGAGUAUGCAUCCCUAAUUUACUUCGAGCUAGCCAAAUUCUUGAACAAACAUGGAAAACUUCUCCACCACCUUAACUGUAUACACCAUUUGAAGGGAAAAAAUUUGAUAGAUUAUUUCAACAGAUUGAAGCAAAAAAAUCAGAUAAAUUUUGUCGAAUUCUUAUUUUCAAAUAAUGGGAAUAAAAAUUUACAAACACAGUUAGAAAAAGCCUUCAAAAUUUAUUUCUUCCUUUUUAAAAAAAAAACCUCCAAUUUUAUCGAAAAUUUGCUAGCUUAUGUCUAUCAAUGCUUUCGAAAAAUUUCAAAGCAGGUCAUUUUUUCCUUAGUAAUUGUAAGGAAAAAGGGCGGCGGAAGCAGACCUAACCAAAGUGAAGGCAAACAAAAAGGAAGUCACCGAGAUGCCCCCGAAAAAGAAGCACAAAAUAGUAAGCACUUCAAAAGGGAAGAAAUGUAUAACUCCACCGCACAAUACCUUGAGAAAGAAAAAAAAUUAUUUUGCUCAGAAGACAAACAAAAAAAAGCACAACAUUGUGAAUUAAAAACGAGUGAUUCGCACGAACAGGGGAUUAAUAAUACUCCUCCAUUCUAUAACACAAGUGUGCAUCAAAUUCUGAAUGAAAGAAUCCCCAACCACGGGAAAAACUUCGCUCAGAGUGGACAUUCUAACCAAAAAGAAGGAACAUCCCAGGGUAUCCCACAUAAUGCUUAUAAUAUAAACGAUGUGAUUAGUGUUACAUACGAAAAUGCAGAGGAGUUAAAAACGAGAAGUAAUAAAAACACACAUAAUAACUCCCCGCCAAAUGAGAAUAACCCAAAGGACAAACUCCCAAGUGACAUAAACCAACUUCAAGAAGAAGACAAUUUUCUGUUUAUUCCUCUUAACGAGUUGGUACAAAAAUUAAACGAAAAGGGAUGCUUCCUUUCGCUUGUUAAAAUAUACCAAAUUGUCUUUGAUGUCCUGAACAAGUAUGACUCCAUCAUCAGUUAUUUAGUAAAUUAUGCAAAAAAUGAAGCAUCUAGCGGCGGUGGGAAAGGGAUAAAGAUGGAUACCAUCUCACUUAAUGGUAACAAUAAAAACGACACAGUAUCUGCCGCGAGCGAUUUUCCGAAGCACCACACCAAUCGGGGAAGUGCCACCUCUGCAAGAGAUUCCCCUGAUCGAAAUGGCAAGCCACGGAGCCAACAUUCUGAGGAUAACGAAUUAGAGAAGAACGACUCCGCGAUAGAGAAGGACGACUCCGCGAUAGAGAAGGACGACUCCGCGAUAGAGAAGGACGACGCGGCCUUAGAGAGAGGACACAGCCUGGACGAUGCCACCUUGGAAGGAAAUUCCCUCCAAGGAGGAGACCACCCUGAUAACUUCAGCUUCUAUGACCUGUUCAACGAAUAUAGAAACGAGAAACGCUUUUCUACUUUCUCAAAAUUUUAUCAAAUGAGCGACGGUAACAGUUGUUCCCCCCAAAUAACUGAUACUGUAAAAAACGUUGACAUUGAAAAUUGCACCUUUGCAGAAUAUUCCCAAAAAAUUAAAGAAAAAUUUGAAUCAUAUUUAAAAGCUAGGAGCAUCCAUUAUGACCAUUCCGAGGCUUUCCUGUAUUUCGCACUAGACAAUGCGAAUAAACUGAUAAGUGCCAAAAAUAAGUUUCUAAGAAAUAUAGAGAAAGUGCUCAAAACGAUUAUCGAACAUAUGAAAUUUGAAAACUUUGGUUUUCAUUACAUAUUCCGGUUUGCAGUGGUCACCAUUAUGUUUUGCCUGAAUUCCUUUCUCUUCCAGAGGAACUCAUCCAACAGUUGCAUAUACCAUUUGGGGGUGGAUAACCCGCGUGGAAUUCUUCCAAAGGAAGGGCACCACAAAGGGGAGGAUCAAAAUGGGGACGUAACGGAGAGCCAACGGGAGGGACAACAAAAUGACAACCCUCCAAUUCUGUCCAAUGAAGAAAAAAGCCACGAUAAUAUUCGGGAACACCACCAGACACACAUAAAAACACAAGCGCGAAAAGUUAUUAACAGACCCGAAGGGGACUUACCAACCUAUCCAGAUGCUCACGAACUGGGAAGUAAAAUUAAAUGCACAGAAUUUGUCAAAAUUGGGAAGGCACAAAAUGGACAAAGUAGCACAGAAGAAGCACACGCACGGGCAGCUCAUAUUGUAGAUAAGAAAUCGAGCGAGAAGGGUCAACCGGAAAUGCAGAAUUACCAACCAGAUGUAGAACAAAUAUGCAGGGAAUAUUUUCUGAAUGAAAGUGCACCUUUCCGCUUUGCAGAAGAGGAAAAACGAACCCAAUUCUUCUACGAUCUGCUUAAAAGUAAUCUCAUUUUUGAAGAAAUGGAAAAAAAAAUUAAAAAUAAUUUCCCCCACUUUUUCUACCUUAAUGGGAAAAAAUUAAAUGACGCCAUUAAUAAAGACAACUGGGUUCGCAUACCUACAGGGAUAAAUCAAUUCAUCCUUAAAAAGAAAUUUCGUUUUUUUCACGUUAUAUCGCUAUAUAAGAAAACGUUUUAUGAUUUUUUGAAUGUCCCCUUUUCGGAAAAUCCCCUAAUCACUUUUAACUUCAAAAGGCUAGAAGAGAAGUUGUGUUCCGAGACGGACCUGCCCCCCGAGGAUAGGAACGCCCAAGCAUGCGAAAAUUGGCUCUCAUCUAAAUUGAGUAAUCAUACGAGGAAUAACACCCGUUUCAGUAAAUCCACCACCCUUGAUAGUGAUCUAUUCGUAGUGGAAAAAAAAACGAACAACCGUGACUCAGACGAAACGAACGAAGAGGCCUACCUAAACAAGACGAACAAAAUGGUGAAUAAGAAGGAAAUUUUCCAUAUUAUUAACUUUGACAUCGUUUUAUCAAACAGUAGCAGCAUGCUCAUCAGCGUGCUGCAGAAUUAUUUAAUGCUGGAAGAGCUGCUGCCCAAUUUUAAGGAUGAAAUAAGACAGUACAUCUUAAAAGUAAUAGAUUUUUACAUGUACAUAUUAUGCUGCUAUUUUAUGAAAAGGGAAACCUUGGAAGAACUCCUCAUUGACUUAAAAAAAUACAACGACAGGUUAGGCAUAAACAACUUAUUUUUUAUUAUAAAGAAACAAGAAAAGUACAAACAUUUGUACAACUUUUUAAUUUUUUACACUCAAGAAAUUCGAAAUAAUACGGAUAAUUAUCACUUUCUGGAUACCCACAAAAAUUCCCAUCACCCUUUCCAACAGAAAUACAACGUAACAAAUUGUAGCAUUGUGACGGCUGGUUUCUGUCCACCUCUCAGCUUAAAUAACUUUUGCAAAAUUUACAGCUCGACGUGUCACUACGCCAUUUCGGAAAAGAUAAUUUCCAUUGAGUCGUUUUACUGCUUGGUUACCAAAUUGAAAGAAGAAAUAAUGCCAUCGGGGGGGGUCCCAACGGAAGAAAAAAAGGGCGAAGUGGGAACGUUCAGCGGGUGCAUUCAUAUUCCAAAUGGAGAAACCAACCAGAAGAACAAUACCCAGCGCAGCAGUACUAUGAGUAACCACCCUAGUGAUGCCGAAUGGGAUUCCUUUCUCCCCUUCUUGGAGCAAAAACUGCACAUCGUGGAUGAACUGCGAAUUUUAGUCUAUUGCGAUUCGCUGUAUGAACUUGUAGACAGCAGUAACUACAUCAGUGAAGUUGUGAAGUUGGUUAACGACGCGUGUAGUGCGCUCGGAGGGGGAAGGAACGCAACGGACGGUUACAACAUCGGAACAAGAAAAGAUUUACAGACAAGUUUACGGACAAAUUUACAGACAAGUUUACAGACAAAUUUACAGACAAGCUUAGAGACAAAUUUACAGACAGGCUUAGAGACAAAUUUACAGACAGGCUUAGAGACAAAUUUACAGACAAAUUUCCAAACGCAUAUGAACCAGUUCAUGAAUUUAUACAUUAACAUACUGAAUGAUGCGAAAAGAAAAUUAACGUUCUGCUGCGACGGAGUCGUAUCCGUCGUAGUUCACUACCUGCUAUGGAAUUUAAUAAAUUACAUUUUUAACCUAAAUAACAUCGAAAUUGUCCACCAGAUUAGUAGUGAAGUGCUACCAGUAGUAGCCCCCUGUAAUAGGAACAACCCACCAGGAAGUCCAUCUGCCCUCAUAAGUAGCAGCCAAGGAAGGACAAACCAGCGGGUGCCCAUCCGAGGUCCAGUCCCCAAAGGGAAAGAAGAAUUCAUGAUGAACCAGAAAAAGGAGGCCAAAGUUUUAUGCCCUCGUAAAGAUGCAAAAUUCUUGGGAGCCAACCUCGUCAGUAAUAAUAAAUCGGACAUACGAGAAUCGAGUACACGAAAGAAAAGUGAUGAUCCUAGAAACAGCAACAGCAGUGGUAACUUUCCUGGGGAUGCACCGCAAAACGUAGUAAACACUUUAAAAAAAUUCUUUAGCACAAUUUCAAAGUCCAUAAUUCAGCAUAUAACCAAUUUGGAAAGAGAAGUAGAGGAGUACUUAUCUCAGAGCGAGAGUGACAGUAACCCCAUCUGUGAUGUCCGCAAUUCUGUGUACAUGAAUCUAUACAGAGAGCUAAAAAAUGUGCACUCUAAAAGGCACAGAUUUUACUACAUUUUUCUCGCAAAUGGGAUAAAUUAUUACGAUCAGUAUGUAGACCUCCAUUUGUGUAACUUGCCUAAGCUCGAUCAAUUGGUUAAAUGUGCGAAUGCAGAUUUCUUCCAGUAUAAGCACGUGCAUUCCGUCAUUUUGAAGUACCACGACUCUAAGCUGGUACCUGAGAGCUACGUUACUCAGUACGAAAUGAGCGUCUUGAAAGAAAUACAAAGUAAAAUGAAAUCACGCAUUGUGUGA
Plasmodium inui San Antonio 1 is the source of this 5532-nucleotide messenger RNA. RefSeq lists its product as hypothetical. NCBI's taxonomy places the organism in Eukaryota, Apicomplexa, Aconoidasida, Haemosporida, Plasmodiidae. The transcript has a single exon. The coding region runs from base 1 to 5532 and encodes 1843 amino acids. The record is from RefSeq and is a predicted model, not a curated record.